Molecule: messenger RNA, 1713 nt
Organism: Symbiodinium sp. CCMP2456
Lineage: Eukaryota; Dinophyceae; Suessiales; Symbiodiniaceae
Source: the annotation of a GenBank genome assembly
AUGCAGCCGCAGAUGCUGUUCUGGAUUUUCAUAACAUAUGGGUACAUCCUAUUCACCGCAGCCAACAUGCUCAGCGACGGCUCCGAGCUCCUACUUUUUAUCCCACAGGUGGCCGGCCUUGUCGGUAGCGUUGUUUUGCCGGUGCUGGGCGCUGUGCCAGAUGGCAUGAUGGUGCUCUUUUCUGGCAUCGGUCCCACAGAAGUGGCGCAGGAAAACGUCGCGGUUGGUGUCGGUGCUUUGGCAGGUAGCACCAUCAUGCUCCUCACAGUGCCCUGGUUCCUGGGGGUCCUCGGUGGCCGUGUUGACAUGGAGGGUGGCAAAUGUCAGUACGGCGAGGAGAAGAAGCUUACCAAGGGUGGCCUCAUGAACACCUUCUUUCAUACUGGCAUCCGUUACAAGCCGGAGAUACGAGCAAACUGCAAGAUCAUGAUCUUCACGGCACUGACGUACUUGAUUAUCCAGAUUCCUGCCUGGUUCAUCGACACGCAAAAGCCUGCCCUCACGACGAAGGCCAUCGCCAAAGAAAACAGUCAGGAAUCUGCCUGGGCACUGAUCGGCAUGGUGCUCUGCAUACUGGAGUUUUCUAUGUAUCUGUACAUGCAGUAUGUGGCGGGUCUCCCUGAGCAGCAUCUUCCGCAUUCAGUUUCAAGCGCGGAAAUGCUGCGGGCAAAGUUCGACAACUGCCUCGCAUGGGCGCGGGAUAAGAUGUCCGGGGCGGGCGUCGCACCGGCAAAGGCAAGAAGCUAUGUGGCGGCCAUCAUGAGGGCUCAGGAGCUCGGAGUCAAAGCCUGGAUGGAAGAGUUCCGAAGAGACUGGAAGCUGACGGAACAAAGCGAGAAAAACAAAGCGUUGCUCGACAAAGUCACCUUUCCGAAAGAUUUCAGGGAGACGCUGGCAAUGUGGUUUCGAAAGUACGCCAGCGCCUCUGAUCAUGAUGGACUGAGAAUGACAGAGAUGGAUUUUAAUAACCUCCUGCGAGCCCUCCACUUGCAUGGUUACAAUGCUACCGAGCUUUUCAAGCAGGUGGACGCAAACAACGACGGCAGCAUUGACCAAGAUGAAUUUACAGAAUGCUUCAAGCAUCUGGCCUCGCUGCCACCGAAAGCACCUGCAAACCCCAGAAAAUCUCGGGCUACAAUUGCCACAGCAGAGGCAGUCACCCUGCCAGAUGCACCUGCAGCACCGGCAGAUGAUGAUGACGACGACGAGGACGACGAGGAAGAGUCCAUGCCCGAGGAGUUCAAGGACCUUUCCGUGCAAGAGCAGAGGCGGCAGAUCCUGCUCAAAUCAAGCUACCUGAUGGGCUUUGGCACCCUGUUGGUACUUGUGUUCUCUGACCCUAUGGUGGAUGUGCUUGCGGAGAUUGGGAGGCAGAGUGGCAUCCCGUCCUUCUAUAUAUCCUUUGUGCUGGCACCGAUGGCUUCGAACUCGUCAGAGUUGGUGGCAGCGUACAACUAUGCAUCCCGUAAGACGUCCAAGACCAUUACGAUUGCUUUGAACACACUGGAGGGGGCGGCUUGCAUGAACAAUACCUUCUGCCUGGGGAUCUUCAUGGCACUGGUAUACUUCCAGGGAUUGGCUUGGAAGUUUACCGCAGAGACCAUCACGAUCCUCGUUGUGGAGUCUGUGCCUCGGGCUGCCCUGCUCUGCCCCAAAAGCGGUCAUGAAACGGGCUCAGUGCAAAGAGGCUGUUGUAAGACUUCUGAGACUUGA